This is a messenger RNA of Drosophila ficusphila, 2107 nucleotides long. RefSeq lists its product as uncharacterized. The transcript is spliced from 5 exons. Gene Ontology annotation, biological process: hemocyte migration. The record is from RefSeq and is a predicted model, not a curated record. Bases 221 to 1384 code for a protein of 387 amino acids. NCBI's taxonomy places the organism in Eukaryota, Metazoa, Arthropoda, Insecta, Diptera, Drosophilidae.
UUCAGUUCGUUGAGUUCGUUCAGUUAUAAAGUAUACGUCGUUCGGGUUGGUUUCGAGUUGGACCCAAUUCAAAUAAAAUAAAUCGCGAGCUUUGUCAAAUGAUUGCCAUAAGUGAAAAUUUUUGUUAAAAGAAAAGUGACUAAUAGUGCGCCAAAAAUAAAUUUUCGCGAUCGGCGUGCUUAUUGUAAUUGAAAAUAAAGUAAAAUACGCAACUGCAAAAAUGAACCUCAUAUUUGUGGUGGUGAUCGUCGUCUUUUUAAAGACGACAACAAACGCGUAUACCAGUUUAUCGAAUGGCAUAAAUAAUAAUAAUCUUGACGCGAGGAAUUCGACCUUGAGCAGGACCACCUCUCGCCCACCCACCAACCGCUUUCUGCUCCGCUUCAGCCUCCCCCAAGACGACUUAGACGACUACGAGAACAAGGAGGACGACUACGACUAUGCGGAUGCCACCGAAGAUCCGGAGCCGCAGGGCCAAGACAACCUGUCCCAGUUCCUCCACAAGCGCGUGCCGCGUGAGCAGACCAGCCGCUAUCACGCCCGCAGUCUCAAUGAAAAGUUCAGGUCGCAGGUCGGCGAUAAUCACCUGCGUUUCCCCGCCGACGAUGAGCAGAGCGACGACUAUCAAUCCGAUCAGCAGCCGGGCGUUUUGACAAGAUUUAAAACGCAGAUGCUGGGAACCCAAAGAGACGUCGAGGAAUUCAGGGAAAGGACAUAUAAUAGUACUCGCAAUGCCCAACUGAACCGCUUGGCCGCCGAGCACCUGAGGAUGAUGGCCACUGAGGGAAUCUGCCGGGAGCCCAGGCAGGAGGUCACCUACAUCACGAGGGAGACCAACACGAUGUACUCGCCACGUGCCACCAUCCUAAAUAGGUGCAGCGACUUGAACGGCUGCUGCGACGUGGGCUUCACCUGCCAGGCGAAGGAGAAGGAGUGGGUGCAGCGGGUCUUCACCGUGCGGAUUGGCAACUACAGCCAGACCAAGGUCCUCGAAAUGGAGAACCACACGCUGUGCGGUUGUGUGAAGGUGGGGAUGCGACGGAAACGCAGCCCCAACUGCCAGUGCCCCAAGCACUUCAUCGACUUCAGCUGGAAGGGAUCCCAUCCGGAGACAGUGGGGCAAAUGGAGCGGGAUCGGGUGGCGAGUCGAUGCCGAUGCGACUGCCACCUCAGCGACUUCACCUGCAAGCGGUUAAAGAACGGCGAGGAGGGAUUCUCGGUGAUGGAGCGACUUCGCAUUCAAAAUGGAGACAGCAGUCCGCCGUUCUGCAAUUACGGACCUUAUGAUAUGAAAAAUGGGCGCUGUCCGCGCCCGGGACUCCCAAACGGAAAUAUGAAUCUGAAAAAACAAUUCCAGCCUAGGCGCCAACAUGGCCAGAGCUAAACCAAAUCCUCAAAAUACACUUUAACCAUAAUACUAUUUAAAUGCCCAAUAGCCAUAGAACGAAAUGUAUUCAGAACUGACUCCUUCGAUUGACGAAGAGACUUCCCCGAUGAUAAUUGUUACACCAAAUGCAUUUUGUGGGAACUUCCAUAUGAUUAGUCGUUAGUAUUAUGAGCCAUAAUAUUUAAACAAGUCUUUUAUUACACGGAAAAGAGAACCCUUUAAAAGGUAACGCCUUAAGCCCGUUUAAUUUUUAAAACAAUGCCGGCCCAUUUAAAUAUUUUUCAUGAAGCUCCAAAAAAUACUUUUUUUAACACCUGAGCAACUGUACUUAGUUUGAAAACAAUCAGUUCCUUAACUAACUUAAUCCUUUUCUGAAAAAGCAAAGUCCUGCCGACUGUACUUGAUUUUAUCCGUUUUUCUUUUCUGGGUGUAAUGAUAUUUUUUGUUCUGAUACAGCUAAGAAACAAUUUAAAUAGAUUUUGCUGCAGGUACUCCUAAAAAUCUGCUGUUUUAGUAAUUAAUGCUGAAAGUAAGAUGCCAGUUAAACCAGCUAGAAACAAAAAAAUAUAUUUAAAAGAGAGUGCCAAGUUCCGAUGAGAAGAAGUAUUGCUGAACAACAUUCGAGAGUACUUAAGUUAAUGUCAAUUAAGUUCAUCUCCUAGUUUCUUAUGUAAUAUACUUAUAUUGUAUACAAAUAAACGAUACUUCUAGUCACAUCAA